This is a messenger RNA of Manis pentadactyla (Chinese pangolin), 3486 nucleotides long. RefSeq names its product N-myc downstream regulated 1 (gene NDRG1). The transcript is spliced from 16 exons. The record is from RefSeq and is a predicted model, not a curated record. Bases 181 to 1128 code for a protein of 315 amino acids. Gene Ontology annotation, biological process: signal transduction. Lineage: Eukaryota; Metazoa; Chordata; Mammalia; Pholidota; Manidae. Gene Ontology annotation, cellular component: cytoplasm.
GCCGGGGCGUCUAUAAAGCCGCCCUCCUCCGGGCAUAAACAAACCUCGCCUGGCUCCCGCUCUCCCCGCGGAGCGUGCUCCUGCCCUUGCUGCUCGCAGCCACCCCCGCCGGGCGCCGCCAGCCGAGCUCCGCUUCCUUUCGCCUUGCCCCCUCUAUCUGAGGCAGCUGACAGCAGGGACAUGUCUCGGGAGCUGCAGGACGUGGACCUUGCAGAGGUGAAGCCUUUGGUGGAGAAAGGAGAGACAAUCACUGGCCUCCUGCAAGAGUUUGACGUUCAGGAACAGGACAUCGAGACUUUACAUGGCUCUAUUCAUGUCACACUCUGUGGAACCCCCAAGGGAAACCGGCCUGUCAUCCUCACAUACCACGACAUUGGCAUGAACCACAAAACCUGCUACAACCCCCUCUUCAACUCCGAGGACAUGCAGGAGAUCACCCAGCACUUUGCUGUCUGCCACGUGGAUGCCCCUGGCCAGCAGGAUGGUGCUGCAUCCUUCCCCUUGGGGUACAUGUACCCCUCCAUGGAUCAGCUGGCUGAAAUGCUUCCUGGAGUCCUUCACCAGUUUGGCCUGAAAAGCAUUAUCGGCAUGGGAACUGGAGCGGGUGCCUACAUCCUUACUCGAUUUGCUCUGAACAACCCCGAGAUGGUGGAGGGCCUCGUCCUCAUCAAUGUGAACCCCUGUGCGGAAGGCUGGAUGGACUGGGCCGCCUCCAAGAUCUCCGGAUGGACCCAAGCCCUUCCAGACAUGGUGAUAUCCCACCUUUUUGGGAAGGAGGAAAUGCAGAAUAAUAUGGAGGUGGUCCAUACCUGCCGCCAGCACAUCGUGAACGACAUGAACCCCAGCAACCUGCACUUGUUUAUCAACGCCUACAACAGCCGGCGGGACCUGGAGAUUGAGCGGCCGAUGCCAGGAACCCACACCGUCACCCUGCAGUGCCCUGCUUUGCUGGUUGUGGGGGACAAUUCUCCUGCUGUGGAUGCUGUGGUGGAGUGCAACUCGAAAUUGGACCCAACAAAGACUACUCUUCUUAAGAUGGCAGAUUGUGGUGGCCUCCCGCAGAUCUCCCAGCCAGCCAAGCUCGCUGAGGCCUUCAAGUACUUUGUGCAGGGCAUGGGAUACAAAUAAUCCCAUGAGAUACUCUUCCCCUCCUUUUACAAAUGAUGAAACUGAGGCUUUGAGAGACUUAGCAAGGAGCAGGGUAGAGAUCUGCAAAUGUUCUUCGAAAGCUCCGACACUCUGUGUAAGUGGGUGGAAAAGUUGCUUGUUUUUAAGACAGAACGUGUCUUUGCUAAAUCAUUAGAUUUAGGAAUUGAAGUAUAAAUAGCUGCAUAAUCCACAAACUUGCUGCUUCCUGCAUUACAGUUAUAGUUUAUUUGUUAGAUCCCUCCAGCCCUUUUCCAGAAACAUAGCUCCAUGAGUAGGGCAGACAAUGCCAGGCUGAGGCACACUGCUGGGUGACAGCACAAGUGGUGCUGGUCAGUGUGUUCUUUGGGCUCUUGCUGUGUAUUGCUUGAAAUUGUAAUUUAUCUGCCCAUCUUAACUCAGAAGGCUGAAUGUCUAAUCACUCUCUUGUUUUCUCUGAAACUUCACCUGUUUGCUCCUUUAAAAUAGUAAUGCAGUGUUUGGUAAACUGACCACAGUCUGAAGAUUGACCUCAGCUAUGUUUAGCUUUUAGUGAGACCAAGAGCAGACGAGCCUGAUUUAUAUACUUCGGGAAGGAUCCUUGUCCCAGGGUGCCCUUUUCCAACAGAAAAUACCUGCCUGUGGGUCUCCUGGCUUUCGGCCACUUUCCCUACGGGGAAAGCUUGGAGGCAAAGGCAGUAACUGGAGAAAGCCGCUGGGCAGCCUUUGUUUACCUUGCAGGACGCAAAUGGUAACUUAUUUGUCUUGGAUCUGCCUUCGGUGCGGAUUUCUGCUUUGCAAGUGGAUUCUGUGGAAAAAGGAAGGGAAAGACAGGCCUUGUUCCCCUCCCCUGCAGAACACACCAGCUCCUACGUCCAGAGAGCGGAAACUUCCUGCAGGGUGUAGGAGAAGAGGACAGGAAGAGUUAAAAGCCCAGAGGUAUCCACCAAAGGAAAGAAAGUAAUCAUUAAUUGAGUGCCUAAAGGAGGGUAGGCCAGGGGGGCCAGCCCUUGGCAUCUGUGACACCAUUCUCUAGUCACCAGCGCUUUACAGGAUCAGUGAAACACCCAGAUUUGGGGUCUAGAGAGAGGGGCUCAUUGUGAGUGAUGAAUGUGGGAUUGAUCCAAUUCUUUCUGGAUUCCAAAACUAGCCCUUUGAGGAGGGAACGCAGUACAGCAAAGAUUAAUUCUGUCUGUAGAUGUCUGCCAUAGAAUGCCAACCCCUAUGCCCACCAAGCAAAUAUGUAACCCCUGCAUGCUGGUGUGUUUAUCAACUGCCUCAGUUUGUGAUGUGAUUACUCAUGGUGGCCUUUGCAGUGAUGUCCCACUUGGGUGGUGGUUUUACAUCCUGUGGCUGCAACAACAAAUGUCCACAAGCUCUGCAACUUACAAAAACAAAUUUAUUUUCUCAAAGUAGUAUAGUUUUAGCAGCACAAGUCCAAAAUUGAGAUGUUUUCAGGGUCAUGUUCCCUCCAAAGAUUCUAGGAAGAAUCCUUCCCUUCCUCUUCCCUGCUUCUGGAGGCUGCUCGCAGUCCUUGGUGUCCUUGUUUGUAGCCACAUGACUCCGAUCUCUGUCUCCGUCAUCACGGGGCCUUCUCCGUGUGUGUGUGUGUGUGUGUGUGUGUGUGUGUGUGUCUUCUCUGAGGAGGAUACCAGCCUUUGCAUUGAAAGCUCACCCUAAUCCAGUAAGACCUCAUCUUAACUAAAUAGAUCUGCAAAGACCUUAUUUCCAAAUAUGUUAUACUCUGGGGUUCUGGCAGGCAUGAACUUUGGAAAGACGUUAGUCAGCCCAGUACUAGUAAGGGUUAUUCUGUCUUCAUUCCUCUUUAUCAGCCAUCUGCUGUAUGUAGGGGCAUUUGAAGUCCCACAAAAUAGACAGGACCCUCAAUCAUUCCUGUGAGCUCACAGGUUUCUUGGGGAAGAGCUUAUAGCUGCCAGCCUGGCUGCAAACUCACUGUGUGGCCUCGGUUCUCACCGUAUGAUGUGUAGGGAUUAGCCUGGCUGACCUCAAUCAUCCUCCCCACUCCAGAGACUGUAGACAGUGUGGGGCGGUGGACACAUGCAGGCACUGAUACCAGGGGGUCAGCAUUAGUAUUCCCAUUUUACAGACGAGAAUAGGGAGCUCAGAGAGGGACGCACCCAAACUGACACAACUAUUAAGCAAGUGGCAGGACUGGGAUUCGGGCUCAGCUCUGGAUUCAGGUCACUGUGGGCCUCUGUGAGCAGAUAGAGAGACCGCAGGGAGCCCUGGACUGCCAUGAGGAUGGGCAGGAGACCGAGGUUCUUGGCCAGGGCGGCUGAGGGAGGCACCAUCUCCGGCAGGCAGGUGCCGCUAGCAUUCUCCCACCAUUAACAGGGCUCU